CCCAAGUCUGACUUUCAGUUUUGCUUUUAGCUUCAAACGUAUACCAUUCGAAAAAAAAUUAUUAAAAAAUUAUUAUUACCGAAAAAUUUAGAACCAAGCGAAAUAACAAAUUGAAGUGAUAUUUAAAGUCAUACAAAGCGUAUAUCUUUUCCCAAUUGAAAUUUUCGAAGUAAUUCAAAUUAGUAACUGUUAAAGUUAUUUAGCGUGGGCGCGAAGAGCAUCGGGCAAAUGGGUGAAAUCCCAGAAGAGAUGGAAUUAUUUGAUAUCGACGAAAUGGCUUCCCCCAAUAAUGAGGAGCUUGAGCCGGGAGAUGAAAAUUUCGAACGAGAAAAUGAGAAUUUCGAAGAAGACAAUGAAAAAUUGACCGCUGUUCAUUACGGUAGACCCCGUCGACCUAGACGCUACGGAAGCAGAAGUGUAGAUGCCUGUUAUCGCGUACCGCGGUUCACCCCCCACUACUAUUUCACAGGGAAUGUCUUUCCUAGGAAUCGUAGAAUGACUUGUGGUGAACCACGGACUUACUGCUUGUCGAGGCCCUGUUCGGUAUUCCCAUCGCCUAGUUGCUAUCCAGACUGCUAUCCACCCACGAUGUCGGGCUGCAGUUACAUGGAUGCAUACAUGGGAAUGCCAAUGUACCAAUACAUGAAUGGUCUUCAGGGGUGGGGAGGUUAUUACGGAGGAUGCGGUAUGGUAUAUUGAUUGCUAACAGAUACUCGAUAAGAUAUACUGUGAAAGAACUUUGGAGUGCAAAAGCAAUCGUCUUAUCCGCUGAAGGAGAGCACUCUAUAAUUUAUUUCAGAAAAAUGUUUCCAAAUGUCUUUUAUUUCGUUUUUUCUUUUUAAUAAAAACUUUAGACGAAAAUAUUGGCAA
Molecule: messenger RNA, 870 nt
Organism: Hermetia illucens (black soldier fly)
Lineage: Eukaryota; Metazoa; Arthropoda; Insecta; Diptera; Stratiomyidae
Exons: 2
Coding region: 229-699 (156 amino acids)
Source: RefSeq, a predicted model, not a curated record